AUGUAUUCGAUUAGAGGAAUAAUAUAUCUAUUCCUCCUGCUACAGUGUGCUCCUGUGGGGGCAGAUGAGGCGGGGGGGGCGAGCAAUGGCAUGACGGAGAAAAUAGUGGGAGGCCUGAAAGCUGGUUGGGAUACAUAUAAAAGUGUGUUCACUACCGUAUGUCAGCAAAUGACAGCAAAUGGUGGGGGGACUGCAAAUGCGGGAAAUGGUCUUUACGCCUGUGAUAACGGCUUAGCCAUCACCGUUCUUCUUGCUAUUGUUUCUGCAGUAUGGGGUACUUUCCAAUAUUUCUGUAGAUUGUGGUGCUAUAGUUGUUGUACUAAUUGUUGUAGAAGAAGACCAAGGGGGACAAAAUUGCCAAAGCAAAUUAUAUACCAUGUAGGCUAUAAGCCGGGUGAAAAAACACCAAAGCAGGAUUUGUACCAGGAGGUGUGCCACGAAAGCGAAAAAGAUCUAGGACCACCACCCUCAGCAUCCUCACCAUCCUCCUGCUCAACAUCAUCACAAUCGUCACCAUCACAAGCACCAGAAUCGGAAGAAGAGCAACCUGAAUCUAAUCAGUCGGGCAAAAGGGAGCGCGUAAAGGGAAGGAGGGAACAAAGAAUGGAGAAAGCACUCAAGGGGAAGAGCAAACGAUGA
Messenger RNA from Plasmodium knowlesi strain H, 639 nucleotides. RefSeq lists its product as hypothetical. The transcript has 2 exons. The record is from RefSeq and is a predicted model, not a curated record. Bases 1 to 639 code for a protein of 212 amino acids. Lineage: Eukaryota; Apicomplexa; Aconoidasida; Haemosporida; Plasmodiidae.